AUGAACGAGACGACUCGGAAGGAGAAUGCACCCAUCACCCUCACCUUUCUCUCGACGGGUAGCGUGCGCGUCCGGCAAUCCCUGAAAAGCCAACCCAUGAGCAACCACUCAGUCUUGAUGCGCCGACUGCGCAGUCUCACCGACUGCCAGUGGUCCGAAGCGCUCCCCAUCGGCCUCUUCGUCAUGCACCAUCUGGACGGGCCCAUCCUCUUCGAUACAGGCGAUUCACCCCUCUGGAACACCCCCGGGUACCACUCGAUCCUCAGUGUGACAAAGUUCGUCAGCCACGUCACCAUCGGUCCCGAAGACGGCGUGCUCAGCCAAGUGCGCGCCCACGGCAUCGACCCCACGACGCUGCAGGCCAUCGUGCUCAGCCACCUGCACGGCGACCACACGGGCGGGCUGAAGGACCUGGCCGAGGCGGCACCGCACGUGCCAUUUUACGUGAGCCGCGAGCACUGGGAGGCGUUCGGAGAGCACCAGACGUAUGCAAAGACGCAGGGGUGCACGCCGCAGCACUGGCCCGAGGGCUUUGCACCAAAGAUGCUCCAGUUCGAGGACUGCGCCGUCGGACCCUGGAAGCAGUCCGCGAAGGUGACGGCAGACGGGCAGAUCUUGGCCGUGCCUACGCCUGGCCAUGUCCCGGGCCAUAUCUCGCUCGUGGUGUUCAGCCACGAGCACGAGGCUACAUCGGCGACGACGCCGACGACGACAACAACGUACUUCCUGGCAGCUGACGCGACGUAUGUUAUCGAUCUCCUGGACAAGGAGGAGCCGGACGGCAUCAAUGACGAUCCCAUGACUGCACUGCAGAGCAUCAGGAUGAUCAAGGAGUUCUCCCGCGAGAGGGAUGUCGUUGUUUUGCCAAGUCAUGAUCCCAACACGCCACGGCUCCUGCGGGACCGGGUUGUGUACAAGCCUGCUUCUUGA
Molecule: messenger RNA, 930 nt
Organism: Thyridium curvatum
Lineage: Eukaryota; Fungi; Ascomycota; Sordariomycetes; Thyridiales; Thyridiaceae
Exons: 1
Coding region: 1-930 (309 amino acids)
Source: RefSeq, a predicted model, not a curated record